CAUCUUACAUAGGAACUAACGCCGAUAUUUGUUUUCAUUUCAUAUUUUUACAUUGAAAUUUUUGUAUUUCAAAUAUUAUUCCUACAAAUAUUUAUAUUCUUAACUAUAAUGGGUGUUACAGUCCUCUUACCAUACCAAGUGCCAGAGGGAAAAAGUGGUUCUCAAUCCAUAGAGUAUCUAACAAAACGUCUUCUAGCAUUAGGUGCAAUACAAACUGGCCAUUUUCUGGUCGACUGCGAGACCUACAUUUCAACACCGCCCAAUGGUCCAUCGAAAACAGUACAUGUCCUUCACAAUUCCGAAUAUCCUGCUUCGACUUUUUCAAUUCUGGACAAUGGAAGCCGACACAUUCCCUUAGUAGCCGACAAUUUGUUCGAUUUGUUGAUGUUGAAGAUGACUUCAGUGUAUUCCUCGAAGAAACAAACUAAAAUCGAAUCAAAAGGCACGCGUUUUGAAUACGGUGAUUUUGUUAUAAAAUUAGGGAGUGUUGCAAUGAUGGAACACUUCAAGGGCAUCCUAAUUGAAAUGGAAUACCAACCGUGUGUGAUGCUCUCUAAUUGCUGGGAAAUGAUGCGAGAAGUGUUGCAAGGAUUCCUUGGCAUCGGUGUUCCUCCAGUGUAUCCAAUCUAUUUCCUUAUGCCGUCGAUCAGCAAUAUGGGACAUACAAAUAAACAAAACGAAAUUUAUGAACCUAUUGAUACAAUCAAUCAGUAUUUGGAACAUUUUACUCACUACCGGAAGCCUUCCUCUACGAGCCAUUUACAAGUUCCACCAGGCAUGAGAGUGUAAUACAGUUUUCAGUAAAAUGUAGUAUAUUAUAAUAAAAAUAGUUUAAAAU
Eupeodes corollae is the source of this 838-nucleotide messenger RNA. RefSeq names its product mediator of RNA polymerase II transcription subunit 20 (gene MED20). NCBI's taxonomy places the organism in Eukaryota, Metazoa, Arthropoda, Insecta, Diptera, Syrphidae. The transcript has a single exon. The record is from RefSeq and is a predicted model, not a curated record. Gene Ontology annotation, molecular function: transcription coactivator activity. Gene Ontology annotation, biological process: regulation of transcription by RNA polymerase II. Gene Ontology annotation, cellular component: mediator complex. The coding region runs from base 109 to 789 and encodes 226 amino acids.